CACACGUGGUCGAUUCUUCCUCUCGCCUGGUUUGAGCUCACUCAAGUAGAUCAGCCUUCCUUCGAGUAGUAUGAUUGGAAUAGACUCUACUUACGAAGGGCCACCAUCCAGGUCGAUGACUCUAUGUAGCAACGACUGGAAGGAAAAUGAUAACCCAGACUUCGAGCAUCAUCUCCAACAGCUUUCGGAGCGAGCAUCUCGUUUUGCCAUUGACCUGAAUGGCCAGGUUGAUCGAGACACAAAGGAAUAUUUCAUAGGUGGAGAUGCCAUUGUCUACAAGGGGAGGCUCCGACCAGAGGGAACAUUUGUGGCCGUGAAAACAUUUCGUUUCGCACAUAGGGGUGACAGUACAGUGCCCAAGACUAUCUUACGUGAGGUCCAUGUGUGGUCCAAGCUCAUGCAUCCCAAUGUUCUGCCAUUACUCGGAAUCACUACCAAACUCGAUAGUACUAUAUCCAUCAUAUCGAAAUGGAUGUCCAAUGGUAAUGCACAUGAUUAUGUGCAGGAUCCAAAGGUAGAUCCCCGUCCCCUGCUUUUGGGGAUCGCUCGAGGUUUAGAUUACCUUCAUAACCGUUCCCCAUGCCCUGUGUAUCACGGUGACCUGAAAGGCCUCAAUGUCCUAAUAUCUGAUGAGGGGCAUGCCCUUCUUACUGACUUCGGCCUCUCCUACCUUGUUAAUUCCUCCUUCAGCAUGGCUGACCAUGAGCGAUGCGGAGGCUCACUCAACUGGAUGGCCCCUGAGUUGUUGGACACAGAAGGUAACGCUGUGAUGACACCCGCAGGGGACGUGUGGUCAUUCGGCAUGACAGCACUUGAAUUAUUUACUCGGAAAAAGCCAUUCCAUGAGACCGGCCAUCACAUACGCGUGUUAGUUCGUAUCCUGAAUCGUCGGUUACCCUGUCGUCCUUCUGAUGAUUGUACGUGGUCGCGCAUGACGGACGAGUGGUGGAAUCUAUGUUGUUUGUGCUGGAACACCACACCGUCUUUGCGGCCUCCUAUGUCUCAAGUUGUGGACAUGAUCGAACAGACUACUUCCGAAUCUGUCGCUGGUACACUCGGUGGUCCAGCCCAACGAGCCACUUCGCCGCUUACGAAAGUAAUUCAACAAGUGUCUCAGUUCGAUAUUAGUGUGUUUGAGGAAAUUGAAGAGCACCUGGAUGGACCUGUCUUGCGUGGUCGUUAUGCCACUGUAUUUCGCGGCGUUAUUCCUUCCAAGGGAAUCAAUGUGGCGAUCAAGUCCGUCCGGUCAAGUCCCCCAGCACAAGAUUGGGCUAUCAGGCGUGUCCUUCGCGAAGUUGAUACGUGGUCCAAACUCAAUCACGAAAACAUUCGUUCAUUACUAGGAAUCACGUUCAAGUUUGAUUUUACCAUAUCUUUGGUAUUUCCGUGGAUGGAAAAGGGAAACGUCCAUGAUUUUGUCCAAGACACAGCUGUCGAUCCACGCCCACUACUAGUAGACAUAGCGAACGGCCUCCAAUACCUCCAUAACCAUCAUCCACCUAUUUACCAUGGUGAUUUAAAAGGCAGCAAUGUCCUUAUCUCUGAUGACGGUCGCGCCCUGCUGACUGAUUUCGGUCUUCCUUUCCUCAUCAGUCUGGUGUUCACCAUGGGUACAAAUGCCACCAACCAAAGCUCGAUGAACUGGACAGCUCCCGAAGGAUUUGACCAGCCAAGCUUAACCGCUGAGAUGGAUGUAUGGGCCUUUGGGAUGACAGCGCUGGAAUUGUUCACAAGGCAACCGCCGUUCCACGACAUCAAGCAAUGUUCAAGGGUUAUGUCCCAAAUAGCUGAAGGACGUAUGCCAUCCCGUCCAAGUAGCGAUUCCACGUGCUUUCGGAUGACGGACAGUUGGUGGAAAAUAUGUCGUUCGUGCUGGGAACAUGAUCCCUCGUUGCGGCCGAAUAUGCUGGAUAUCGCCAGCCAGGUUAAACAAAUUCCGCUGAAUGACACCAUUUCUAUUGACAACCGGCCAGCCACAUCCGUUCAAAUUGUUCCAUUCUCUCCACCUCGUCCCAAUUUUAUAUUUGAUUGUGUCAGGCUUCAUGAAUUUGUCUCAUCGGGAGAUCGCAGGUUGGUUUCCCCGCAUAUAUCAGACCGUAUGCGGUCUGGUCUCGCUAUUCUUGCUCGCGCCGUGGAAAGUAGCAUCAGAGGCGCCGAGCAGGGAGUGCUGUUGGCUAGAUCCAUAUUGGAGACCGAGAACGAAACAGAACUGCAAGUGCUUACGAAGAAUUAUCAACACCUCUUCAAGGCUAUCCGUGGAAAUUUGAGAGAUGCGCAAAUGGGCUUGGAAACGGUGUUGAGCCAAUGUAAGAAUAUGACGUGGGAACUGGUGAACCACGCCAAGGCCGAUGGAAUAUUGGCUCGUUUUGGUGGAAAGGUAAAAGCGCGGCAUGAUGCAAUGAUGCACCUGCACAGAGUUACCGACACACUGGUGCCGGCCAUUGAUGGCAUGAAUUUGCUCAUAGAUUGGUGGUUUGUGCUCCUCAACGCAGCGGGGGUUUUGGCGGAGGUAGUGCACCACACCAGUGACCUCUUCUGCUUUAGAUGCGAGAUCCAAUGCAUUCCUUCCGUGCAAAAUGGAAAGCACACUCUUAGUUCAUUCCGCCUCCGAGGCAGGCAUGUGCACAGUCAUCCAGUAGUUAGCGCUGCUGGUGAAUGAGUGUCUUCUUUGGCCUCCGACUGAAGUGCAGUGCCAAUCUUCUCUCUAUGGAUCAAUGAAACCCCCCAGUGGCCAGUGUAUUGCUGCAUCUCCGAUUAUAUCGUUUCGUUUCGUUUUCUCCUUCUGUCCAGGCCUUUCUACACGUGUUUAAUAAUGACGGAACACCCUCCUGAGUAAACGCUGGUUAAUUUAUUUUCUGAGUUGUCGAGAUGUUGAGGUCCGAGGCCUCAGACGGUCAGCAUGAAUGGAAGGAAUCGGAAUUAAAUACGAAUAUUUCAUUCACUAGACAGCUGACGACUGCAUCAUACACAUUGCUAGCAUUCGUGCUGUGUCUGACUCGGG
This is a messenger RNA of Pisolithus orientalis, 3001 nucleotides long. Its product is annotated as kinase-like domain-containing protein. The transcript is spliced from 18 exons. Gene Ontology annotation, biological process: protein phosphorylation. The record is from RefSeq and is a predicted model, not a curated record. Bases 71 to 2659 code for a protein of 862 amino acids. Lineage: Eukaryota; Fungi; Basidiomycota; Agaricomycetes; Boletales; Pisolithaceae. Gene Ontology annotation, molecular function: ATP binding; protein kinase activity.